Phytomonas sp. Hart1 is the source of this 1179-nucleotide messenger RNA. Lineage: Eukaryota; Euglenozoa; Kinetoplastea; Trypanosomatida; Trypanosomatidae. The record is from the annotation of a GenBank genome assembly.
AUGAUUGUGGGUUGCAUGAUUGGUUCCUUUUUUGCAGGACCGAUUGCGAAACGAUUGGGUCCUAAGCUUUCUUUCUUCGUCAUUGGCUGUGUGGGUGUUGUGUCCUCUGUGUUGUACCACAUCGCAACAGCCGCAGAUCAGUUCUGGGUGCUAUGCAUUGGCCGCCUACUGAUAGGCCUUGUCCUGGGCCUAGUGUGCGUUGCUUGCCCUAUGUACGUAUCGGAAAGAGCGUGUCCCAAAUACAGCAAGAUGUUGGGUGUCCUGUUUCAGUUUUUCACAACGUUCGGUAUCUUCCUGGCGGCCCUUGUAGGUAUGGCGGUGGGCCAGAGCAUCGGGUUUGAGUCUGGUAAUAACCAGCAUCUUGCUGGCCGUAUGCAGUGUAUCUGCGCGUUUUCGACGCUCUUGUCGCUGUUCAUGGUUCUCCUGGGGCUCUUCCUUGGGGGAUAUGGUCUUCACGAGAGUGAUGAGGACGUGUAUCACUCGGACGGUGGGCAGCAACAGGAGGACAACGAAAAGACAGGUGGGAAGCAGUACACCAUUUACCAGAUGUCUUUCCGGAUCUUCAUGGGCGUUAUGGUGGCCGGCACGCUACAGUUGACUGGCAUUAAUGCCGUUAUGAACUACGCGCCAACGAUUAUGUCCAGUUUCAGCCUUGCGGCAUUGGUGGGUAACUUUAUUGUUAUGCUGUGGAACUUCGUGACAACCAUUAUCUCAAUCCCGCUCGCCUCGGUGCUCACGAUGCGUCAGUUAUUCUUGGCGUGCUCCUUCCUGACCUCAGUGUGCUGCCUCCUCCUGUGUGGUAUUCCUGUGUAUCCAGGCGUUGCGUCCACAAACGUCAAAAACGGUGUGGCCAUCACCGGUAUCCUUUUAUUUAUUGCCUUUUUCGAGUUUGGCGUCGGACCGUGCUUCUACGUGCUCUCACAGGAUAUGUUCCCACCAUCAUUCCGCCCCAAGGGAGCCUCCUUCACCAUGGUGGCGCAGUUUAUCUUCAACAUCAUCAUCAACUUGUGCUAUCCCAUCUUGACAGAGAAGAUUUCGGGUGGCCCCUCUGGGGACCAGGACAAGGGCCAAGCUGUGGCGUUCAUAUUCUUUGGUUGCAUCGGCAUUGUAUGCUUUGUUGUGGAAUUCUUUUUCUUGCACCCAUGGGACGAUAGCGUAGACGAGAUUGGUGAUUAUUAA